UUGAUUUUUGGCGGCAAAUUGUUAUUUACCAUUAUUUUUAUUUAUUUUCGCAAAUCAGCAACGAAAUGGCUGAUUUCGGCAAAGCCAAAGUGCUUCAAAACACAGGGAAAUUCGUGAGCGAGAACAGAACUGAGGGGGACGACUUCUUCAACGAGGCAGGCUACCGCCAAUCUCGAGAAAAUGAUAAAAUCGACUCGAAAUAUGGCUUUGAUCGGGUCAAGGAUAGUCAGGAGCGGACAGGAUACCUCAUUAACAUGCAUUCGAAUGAGGUGCUCGAUGAGGACAGGCGACUCAUCGCAGCCCUAGAUCUGUUCUUUAUCCAAAUGGAUGGUUCUCGAUUCAAAUGCACAGUGGCGUAUCAGCCGUACCUGCUGGUCCGUCCGGAGGACAACAUGCACCUGGAGGUGGCCCGAUUCCUGGGCCGCAAGUACUCUGGCCAGAUCUCCAACCUGGAGCACAUUAGCAAGGAAGAUCUGGACUUGCCCAAUCACCUGUCUGGCCUGCAGCAGCAGUACAUCAAGCUGUCCUUUCUCAACCAGACCGCCAUGACCAAGGUGCGCAGAGAACUGAUGUCCGCUGUGCGCAGAAAUCAGGAGCGCCAGAAGUCCAACACUUACUACAUGCAGAUGCUGGCCACCUCGCUGGCCCAGUCCUCGGCUGGCUCCGAGGAUGCUGCGCUGGCCAAGCGGCAGCAAGACUACAUGGACUGUAUAGUGGACAUCCGAGAGCACGAUGUGCCCUACCACGUGCGCGUCUCCAUCGAUCUUCGCAUCUUCUGUGGCCAGUGGUACAACAUCCGCUGCAGGAGCGGUGUGGAGUUGCCUACGAUCACCUGUCGGCCGGACAUCCUGGACAGACCCGAGCCCGUGGUGCUGGCCUUUGAUAUUGAGACUACAAAGUUGCCAUUGAAGUUCCCUGAUGCCCAGACUGAUCAGAUUAUGAUGAUUUCGUACAUGAUCGAUGGCCAGGGUUAUUUGAUAACCAACAGGGAGAUCAUUUCCUCCAAUGUGGAUGACUUCGAGUACACCCCUAAGCCAGAGUUCGAGGGCAACUUUGUGGUUUUCAACGAGGAAAAUGAGAUGCAGCUGCUGCAGCGCUUCUUUGACCACAUUAUGGAGGUGCGGCCGCACAUUGUGGUCACCUACAACGGCGACUUCUUCGAUUGGCCCUUUGUGGAGACGCGAGCCGCUGUCUACGACCUGGACAUGAAGCAGGAGAUCGGAUUCUCCAAGGUGAGGGAUGGAAACUAUCUAAGUCGACCCUCCAUUCACAUGGACUGCCUCUGCUGGGUAAAGCGUGAUUCCUAUCUGCCUGUCGGAUCUCAAGGCCUAAAGGCAGUGGCGAAGGCGAAGUUACGCUACGAUCCCGUGGAGCUCGAUCCAGAGGACAUGUGCCGCAUGGCUGUGGAGCAGCCCCAAGUGCUGGCUAACUACUCAGUGUCAGAUGCCGUGGCCACUUACUAUCUGUACAUGAAGUACGUGCAUCCUUUUAUCUUCGCCUUGAAUACGAUUAUUCCCAUGGAACCGGAUGAGAUCCUGCGAAAGGGUUCCGGCACUCUCUGUGAGACUCUGCUGAUGGUGGAGGCCUAUCACGCUCAUAUCGUGUACCCCAACAAGCACCAGAGUGAGCUGAAUAAGCUUUCGAAUGAGGGACACGUCCUGGACUCGGAGACAUAUGUCGGUGGUCAUGUGGAGGCCUUGGAAUCGGGAGUGUUUCGUGCUGAUAUACCCUGCCGAUUCCGAUUGGAUCCUGCAAUGAUUAAGAAACUCCAGGAGCAGGUGGAUGCCGUCCUGCGGCACGCCAUCGAAGUAGAGGAGGGAAUUCCCCUAGAGAAAGUCUUGAAUCUGGAUGAAGUGCGGCAGGAGAUUGUGCAGGGACUGCAGGGCUUGCACGACAUACCAAAUCGGUUGGAGCAGCCUGUCAUCUAUCACUUGGAUGUGGGUGCCAUGUACCCCAAUAUCAUCCUCACCAAUCGCCUGCAGCCCUCGGCCAUGGUCAGUGAUUUGGACUGCGCCGCUUGUGACUUCAAUAAGCCAGGAGUUCGCUGCAAGCGCUCCAUGGAUUGGCUGUGGCGCGGAGAGAUGUUGCCCGCCUCCCGGAAUGAGUUUCAGCGCAUCCAGCAACAGCUGGAGACGGAGAAGUUUCCGCCACUUUUUCCGGGUGGACCGCAGCGUGCUUUCCACGAGCUCUCCAAGGAGGAUCAGGCGGCUUAUGAGAAGAAGCGUCUGUCGGAUUACUGCCGCAAGGCGUACAAGAAAACCAAGCUGACCAAACUGGAGACCCGCAACUCGACCAUCUGCCAGAAGGAGAACAGUUUCUAUGUGGACACCGUUCGAGCUUUUCGUGAUCGUCGCUACGAGUACAAGGGACUGACCAAGGUGGCCAAGGCAUCGGUGAAUGCGGCUGUGGCAUCCGGAGAUGCGGCUGAGAUCAAGGCAGCCAAAGGCAGGGAAGUGCUCUACGAUUCUUUGCAGCUGGCCCACAAGUGUAUCCUCAACUCCUUCUACGGCUAUGUGAUGCGAAGAGGUGCCCGCUGGCAUUCCAUGCCCAUGGCGGGAAUCGUGUGUCUCACUGGCUCGAAUAUUAUCACCAAAGCAAGGGAAAUCAUCGAGCGAGUGGGUCGUCCUCUGGAGUUGGACACUGAUGGUAUAUGGUGUAUAUUACCCGGCUCAUUUCCCCAGGAGUUCACCAUCCAGACCAGUCACGAGAAAAAGAAAAAGAUCAAUAUAUCAUAUCCAAACGCAGUGCUUAAUACAAUGGUCAAGGAUCAUUUUACCAACGAUCAGUACCAUGAGUUGAGAAAGGACCCGGAGGAUAACCAACCCAAGUAUGAUAUACGCGAGGAGAACUCCAUUUUCUUUGAGGUGGAUGGGCCUUACCUGGCCAUGGUCUUGCCAGCUGCCAAGGAGGAGGGUAAGAAGCUCAAGAAACGAUAUGCUGUCUUCAACUUUGAUGGUUCCUUGGCUGAACUCAAGGGAUUUGAGGUGAAGCGACGUGGCGAGCUGCAGUUGAUCAAGAAUUUCCAGAGUUCUGUGUUCGAAGCCUUCCUGGCUGGCAGCACUCUGGAAGAAUGCUAUGCAUCCGUGGCCAAAGUGGCAGACUAUUGGCUAGAUGUCCUCUACAGCAGAGGAUCCAAUCUGCCCGACUCGGAGCUCUUUGAACUGAUUGCCGAGAACAAGAGCAUGUCCAAGAAGCUGGAGGAAUAUGGAGCACAGAAGAGCACAUCUAUAUCCACGGCCAAGCGAUUGGCCGAGUUUCUGGGCGAGCAGAUGGUCAAGGAUGCCGGUUUGGCCUGCAAAUACAUUAUAUCCAAGAAACCGGAAGGAGCACCUGUAACCGAAAGAGCCAUUCCCUUGGCUAUUUUCCAAUCAGAGCCAAGUGUAAGGCGACAUCACUUGCGCCGCUGGCUCAAGGACAACACCAUGGGUGAUGCAGACAUUCGGGAUGUGCUGGAUUGGAACUACUACAUCGAGAGAUUGGGUGGCACCAUCCAAAAGAUUAUCACCAUUCCGGCAGCGCUGCAGGGUCUGGCCAAUCCGGUGCCCAGGGUGCAGCAUCCAGAUUGGUUGCACAAGAAGAUGCUGGAGAAGAACGAUGUGCUGAAACAACGCCGAAUCAACGAGAUGUUCACCAGUAGACCCAAGCCAAAGCCCCUGGACACUGGAGAAAAUAAGCUGGCGGAUAUGGAGGAUUUGGCUGGCAGAGAUGGCGGUGAAGACGCUUCAGGCCGUCCCAUUGUCACCAAGAGAAAGCGCGUUCAGCUGGAGGAUGGAGAAGAGGAGCAACAAGAGCAACCGCAGCCUACGACUUGGCGACAAGCUUUAGGAGCACCGCCUCCAAUCGGAGAAACGAGGAAAACCAUUGUGGAAUGGGUGCGCUUCCAAAAGAAAAAGUGGAAAUGGCAAUACGAUCAGCGCCAGCGAAGUCGCCAGGCCAGCAAGAGAUCUCGCAACGAGGAUGCUCCCGUGGUGCGAGCCACGGGAUCUACAGCUACUUUGGGAGGAUUCCUGAGACGAGCCCAGCGCACGCUAUUGGAUCAACCCUGGCAGAUCCUACAACUGGUGCCCAUCGAUGAUCUUGGCCACUUUACCGUGUGGGCUUUGAUAGGCGAAGAGCUGCACAGGAUUAAGUUGACGGUGCCCAGGAUCUUUUAUGUGAAUCAGCGGAGUGCAGCGCCCCCGGAGGAGGGUCAAUUGUGGCGCAAAGUCAAUAGGGUUCUACCCCGAUCCCGACCUGUUUUCAAUCUCUACCGGUAUAGUGUUCCCGAGCAGCUCUUCCGGGAUAACUCACUGGGAAUGCUGGCUGAUCUGGCUACGCCGGAUAUCGAAGGCAUCUAUGAGACACAGAUGACGCUGGAGUUCCGGGCCCUCAUGGACAUGGGCUGUAUUUGCGGCGUUCAACGCGAGGAGGCACGACGACUUGCCCAGCUGGCCACCAAGGAUCUGGAAACCUUCAGUAUCGAGCAGCUGGAGCAGCGUCCUCAGUCACAGGUCAAGUAUCUGGCAAGUGCCAACCACAGGAUGCGGAAGAUCUAUCUGUACCAACACAACACACCCACGGCCAAGAAGGAGAUCUGGUCCCUGAUCCUGAUGCCUAGCAAGAAGGGUUACAUCUUCGCCUUGGACACGGUGCGAGCCAAUCAGAUGCCCAACAUGAAGCAGAUGUAUACGGCGGAGCGUUUGGCCUUGCUCAAGAAUCUAACAGCCACCGCUGAGCAGGAGAAGAUUCCUGUGGAGGAUUACACCUUUGAGGUGCUGAUAGAAGUGGAUGUGAAGCAGAUUUACCGGCAUAUCCAGAGGGCUCUGACCACCUACAAACAGGAGCACCAGGGACCCACGAUGCUUUGCCUGCAAACUGCACUGGAGGCCCGAAAGCUAAGCUUGGCCAUGCCCAUUCUGCUGGAGUUCCCCCAGGCCCAGAUUCACAUCUCUGAUGAUGCCAGCUUGCUGUCCGGCCUGGAUUGGCAGCGACAGGGUUCGAGAGCGGUGAUCCGUCACUUCCUUAAUCUAAAUAAUGUGCUGGAUUUGAUGCUGGAUCAGUGUCGUUAUUUCCACGUUCCAAUUGGGAACAUGCCGCCGGACACGGUGCUGUUUGGAGCGGAUCUCUUCUUCGCCCGGUUGCUGCAGCGUCAUAACUUUGUGCUCUGGUGGUCGGCGAGUACCAGGCCGGAUCUGGGUGGCAGGGAGGCGGAUGACAGUCGGUUGCUGGCAGAAUUCGAGGAGAGCAUCAGUGUGGUGCAGAACAAAGCCGGUUUUUAUCCGGAUGUCUGCGUAGAGUUGGCCCUGGACAGUCUGGCUGUGAGUGCACUCCUCCAAUCGAACAGGAUCCAGGAGAUGGAGGGCGCCUCCUCGGCAAUAACCUUUGAUGUGAUGCCGCAGGUCUCGCUGGAGGAGAUGAUUGGCACAGUUCCGGCGGCCACGCUUCCGAGCUACGAUGAAACGGCCCUUUGCUCCGCCGCCUUUCGUGUGAUGCGCUCCAUGGUGAAUGGUUGGCUGAGAGAGGUGUCCAUCAAUAGGAACAUCUUCUCCGACUUCCAGAUCGUACACUUCUACCGCUGGGUGCGCUCCAGCAACGCCCUGCUAUACGAUCCGGCGCUGAGGAGAUCCCUCAACAAUCUGAUGAGGAAAAUGUUCCUGCGUAUCAUCGCGGAGUUCAAGAGAUUGGGUGCCACCAUUGUUUAUGCGGACUUCAACAGGAUCAUCCUCAGUUCCGGCAAGAAGUCUGUGUCGGAUGCCCUCGGCUAUGUGGACUACAUUGUACAGAGUCUGAGGAACAAGGAGAUGUUCCACUCCAUCCAGUUGAGCUUUGAGCAGUGCUGGAACUUUAUGCUUUGGAUGGAUCAGGCCAAUUUCUCGGGAAUAAGAGGAAAGCUACCCAAAGGAAUCGACGAGACAGUUUCCUCAAUCGUUUCCAAUACCAUGCGACCAGAAUCGGAACGAAAUGAAGACGAUGAGGAUGAGGAUGAUGAUGAAGAUGUGGAAAACAGGGAUCCCGUGGAGAUAAUCGAAACCGAGCAGGAUCAGGAGGAGGAGCUCUCCCUGGAACUCAACUGGACCAUUGGCGAACAUUUGCCCGAUGAAAACGAGUGCCGUGAGAAGUUCGAGUCGCUCAUAACGCUCUUCAUGCAAUCUCUGGCUGAGAGAAAGACCACUGAGCAGUCCAUCCGUGACCUAUCCCACUGCGCCUUUGACUUCAUCCUGAAGCUGCACAAAAACUACGGCAAGGGCAAACCCAGUCCUGGCCUAGAGCUCAUUCGCACGCUGAUUAAGGUGCUCAGUGUGGACAAGACCCUGGCGGAGCAGAUUAACGAAUUGCGCCGGAAUAUGCUGAGGCUGGUUGGUAUUGGCGAAUUCUCGGACAUGGCCGAGUGGACAGAUCCCUGCGACAGUCACAUCAUCAAUGAAGUCAUCUGCAAGGCCUGUAAUCAUUGCAGGGAUCUGGAUCUCUGCAAGGACAAGCAUCGAGCCAUGAAAGAUGGAGUACCCGUCUGGCUUUGUGCCCAGUGCUAUGUGGCCUAUGACAACGAGGAGAUCGAGAUGCGUAUGCUGGAUGCCCUGCAGCGCAAGAUGAUGUCCUAUGUAUUGCAGGAUUUGCGCUGUGCCCGCUGCAGUGAGAUUAAACGCGAAAAUUUGGCUGAAUUUUGCACCUGUGCUGGCAAUUUUGUGCCACUCAUCAGUGGCAAGGAUAUUCAGACCCUGCUAAGUACAUUUAGCAAGGUGGCCAACAAUCACAAGAUGCAGUUGCUCCAGCAGACGGUUCAACAGGCACUUAACACGCCGCGGUAGAGCUUGUUAAAUCCGUAGUUUGUAGGUUUUAUCUAAAUAUAUAUGUUAAGCGUUAAAACAUUCUUUUCGCGAUGA
Drosophila serrata is the source of this 6860-nucleotide messenger RNA. RefSeq names its product DNA polymerase epsilon catalytic subunit 1 (gene PolE1). Gene Ontology annotation, biological process: DNA replication; leading strand elongation; nucleotide-excision repair, DNA gap filling. Lineage: Eukaryota; Metazoa; Arthropoda; Insecta; Diptera; Drosophilidae. Gene Ontology annotation, cellular component: nucleus; epsilon DNA polymerase complex. The record is from RefSeq and is a predicted model, not a curated record. Gene Ontology annotation, molecular function: single-stranded DNA 3'-5' DNA exonuclease activity; DNA-directed DNA polymerase activity; DNA binding.